GGGGGCCGGAGCAGGGGCGGCGGCGCUCGGACUGUCCCAUCCGCCCCAUAUUGAGGCGCUGGGAGCGGCGGGGCGGCCGGAAAGCGAUGGUGAAAGCGGGGCCGUGAGGGGGGCGGAGCCGGGAGCCGGACCCGCAUUAGCGGCAGCAGCGGCGCCGCCUCCCCCGGAGCGCAGACCCAGGAAGCGGUCGGGAGGGGAGGGGAGCGAACCAGGCCGGAGCCGAAGCCACCGCCGUCAUGGAGCUGAGAGUUGGGAACAGGUACCGGUUGGGCCGAAAGAUCGGCAGCGGCUCCUUUGGAGACAUCUAUCUCGGUACUGAUAUUGCUGCAGGAGAAGAAGUUGCCAUCAAGCUCGAAUGUGUCAAAACCAAACACCCUCAGCUCCAUAUUGAGAGCAAAAUCUACAAAAUGAUGCAGGGAGGAGUGGGCAUUCCUACAAUUAAAUGGUGUGGGGCAGAAGGGGACUAUAAUGUCAUGGUGAUGGAGCUUUUGGGACCAAGCCUUGAAGAUCUCUUCAAUUUCUGCUCAAGAAAAUUCAGUCUGAAAACUGUCCUGCUACUUGCUGACCAGAUGAUUAGUCGGAUUGAAUACAUUCAUUCGAAGAACUUCAUCCACCGAGAUGUGAAGCCGGAUAAUUUUCUUAUGGGACUGGGAAAAAAGGGUAACCUAGUCUAUAUCAUAGACUUUGGGUUGGCCAAGAAGUACCGAGAUGCUAGGACCCAUCAGCACAUACCCUAUCGUGAGAAUAAAAACCUCACAGGAACUGCUCGUUAUGCCUCCAUCAACACUCAUCUUGGAAGAAGGGAUGACUUGGAGUCCCUGGGCUAUGUGUUGAUGUACUUCAAUUUGGGCUCCCUCCCCUGGCAGGGGCUGAAGGCUGCUACCAAGAGACAAAAAUAUGAAAGAAUUAGUGAAAAGAAAAUGUCCACUCCCAUUGAAGUGUUAUGUAAAGGCUACCCUUCUGAAUUUGCCACAUACCUGAAUUUCUGUCGUUCGUUGCGUUUUGAUGACAAACCUGACUAUUCCUACCUGAGACAGCUCUUCAGGAACCUGUUCCAUCGCCAGGGUUUUUCCUAUGACUAUGUGUUUGACUGGAACAUGCUAAAAUUUGGUGCCAGCCGGGCAGCUGAUGAUGCCGAAAGGGAACGCCGGGAUCGAGAGGAACGAUUGAGACACUCCCGAAAUCCAACUACUCGGGGUCUCCCUUCCACUGCAUCAGGCCGCCUGAGGGGAACACAAGAUGUAGCUCCUCCCACUCCCCUCACCCCUACCUCACAUACUGCUAACACCUCUCCUCGGCCUGUCUCUGGAAUGGAAAGAGAGCGGAAAGUGAGUAUGAGACUGCAUCGUGGUGCCCCAGUCAAUAUCUCUUCGUCUGAUUUAACAGGCCGACAAGAUACCUCUCGCAUGUCAACCUCACAGAUUCAUGGGGUGACUUCCAGUGGUCUUCAGUCUGUCGUGCACCGAUGAGAAAUCUCCUUUUUGCCGUGGAGGGGCAGACAAUGCAUGGCUGAUCUACUAUGUUACCUACCAAUGGCUUUACUAGUGAAACGUCCCCCGAUCUAGAACAGAAAACGUUAACACCAGGAGCUCUCCAGGCCUUUUUACCCAGCGAUGCUCAUGGGGGAAACAAAAAAAUACCCUAACCGAACAAACUCCAAGUGCUGCCAUCGCCAGGGGCUGAAACCUGAUGCCCCCUCACAAAGAACUCAGUUAUAACGGGGCUGGGAAGAAAAACCAGAGUGUAAGAGAGAGACAAUUUGCAAAGAGAAUCAAACUCCCAUUCGAGAGUCUUUUCAUUUUUCCCUCCACUGGUGGUAAACUUAUGCUACCCCUUAUUAUUAUUCUACUGUAACUAUAAAUCUUUUACUUGGUUUAAGACAGUUUUGUAUCAUUUUGCUAAAAAUUAUUGGCUUAAAUCUA
Messenger RNA from Sarcophilus harrisii (Tasmanian devil), 1922 nucleotides. RefSeq names its product casein kinase I-like. Gene Ontology annotation, cellular component: cytoplasm; nucleus; spindle microtubule. Gene Ontology annotation, molecular function: protein serine/threonine kinase activity; ATP binding. The record is from RefSeq and is a predicted model, not a curated record. Lineage: Eukaryota; Metazoa; Chordata; Mammalia; Dasyuromorphia; Dasyuridae. Gene Ontology annotation, biological process: signal transduction; endocytosis; positive regulation of canonical Wnt signaling pathway.